GGAGUUGAAGUGAGGGUUGCCAGAAUAUUCAAUACCUUUGGUCCUCGAAUGCAUAUGAAUGAUGGUAGAGUUGUCAGUAAUUUUAUCCUACAAGCUCUGCAGGGAGAACCACUAACAGUCUACGGACCUGGAACUCAGACGAGAGCUUUCCAGUAUGUCAGUGAUCUUGUGAAUGGGUUGGUGGCGUUGAUGAACAGCAAUGUCAGCAGUCCUGUCAACUUGGGAAACCCAGAGGAGCACACUAUCCUAGAAUUUGCCCAGUUAAUUAAAAAACUUGUUGGCAGUGGGAGUGAAAUCCAGUUUCUCUCGGAAGCACAGGAUGACCCUCAGAAGCGAAAACCUGACAUCAGAAAAGCCAAACUAUUGCUUGGCUGGGAACCUGUGGUCCCAUUGGAAGAAGGUUUGAAUAAAGCAAUUCAUUACUUCCGUAAAGAACUUGAGUAUCAGGCGAACAAUCAGUAUAUUCCCAAACCAAAACCCGCAAGGAUGAAAAAAGGAAGAACAAGACAUAACUGAAGACUAUUAGUUGGACAGGAAAUUCCCUGCUUGACAUUUGACGGAUGUAAUUUUUUUUCUUCUUUUUUUUUGUUUUUGUUUUUGAGAGAGACUUUGAAACAGGUAUCAUGAAGAACAAACUGGAAUUUCAUUCUGAAGCUUGCUUUAAAGAAGUGGAUGUGCCUAAAAAUAACAAACAAAUAUUCCCCUUCCCCUGCAAAUCUUGCCUUGCACUUUUUAAAUCUGUCUUUUUAUGUAAAAUAGAGUAGAAGCAUCUUUUAGUAUCUUCAAGUUUUAUAUCUUGCUGUGAGAUCAUUUUGUUGUGACUGUCCUUGACAGUUUUAUUUACUGGUUUCUUUGUGAAGCUGAAGAUAAACACAAACGGGAUGGAAAAUGCCAAUUUAUUUAUAAAAUGGGUACUAUAAAAUAAGAGAUGUUCUACUAUGCAUAAGAAAAAAGCUAGUGGUAUUGUCAGGUGAGAGACACAGACAUCUAAGUAUAGAGGAGUUUAAAAGAAUUCUGUAUGAGAGCUUUAUGUAUUCUUUAAAGGAGAGAUUUUUUCAAAGGUUUAGUUUUAGUUGUAAACUUGAAUUUGAGAUAUUUUCAUUGAUUACCAUGGAUAAGGAUAUUUUGAAUCACUACUGUGUUGUGCAUACUCUGGGAAUAAAGUUAAUGUAUUAUUGGUUACAGUGGUUGAAUAUGCUAUUUUAAUAAAAUAUUGAAACUUCUAUUUA
Molecule: messenger RNA, 1229 nt
Organism: Phaethon lepturus (White-tailed tropicbird)
Lineage: Eukaryota; Metazoa; Chordata; Aves; Phaethontiformes; Phaethontidae
Gene: UXS1
Product: UDP-glucuronate decarboxylase 1
Exons: 6
Coding region: 49-516 (155 amino acids)
Biological process (GO): D-xylose metabolic process
Cellular component (GO): cytoplasm
Molecular function (GO): NAD+ binding; UDP-glucuronate decarboxylase activity
Source: RefSeq, a predicted model, not a curated record